Molecule: messenger RNA, 2089 nt
Organism: Drosophila obscura
Lineage: Eukaryota; Metazoa; Arthropoda; Insecta; Diptera; Drosophilidae
Exons: 6
Coding region: 203-1393 (396 amino acids)
Source: RefSeq, a predicted model, not a curated record
UUUUUUCUUUUAUAUUUACUUGUUACUAACCUGAUUAAAUAGAGCGGGGUUAAGCUAUUUUUUUCUCGUGUCCUAUUCCUAUAUGUUCAUACAAAUGUAUGUGUGUGCACACAUCUUCAUACGCAUGUGUGUUGGUAUAAUUUUGGAUACAUGAAAAUAGUUUGACUAAUUUGCGCGAUUACACCUGGAAGUAACUUUAAUCAUGGAAGAGUUGUGCGGUAGCAAUUCAUCAAUAUCAGCCAAGACAGCUUUGAGCGAGUGCUCAGCCGCUUGGAUCAAUUACUUGAGCGCUCUGAACAGUCUAUGCACAUCUGGAUCCAAGUUAGCACAUUCCAUAGCAGUCUUGGAACAGUGGUCAUUAAAUGAAAAGCCGUUGUUCAACAACUAUACUACAUCUUAUUUAACAAAUUCAUGGAAUGAUCUGGCAAGGGCCACAACUGUGGCAACAGGUACUGUCAAAACUCAUAUGUUGGCCAUUCUACAGGAUUUUGUUACCAUACCUUCCGUGGAUCAAUCUGCUCCUGCAAUGAAUACCGAGCUGGAACAAAAACGACUCAGAGAGCAUAAUGAGCUUAUCGUUCUGGAAAAUGCACAAUCAGUAAUCAACAUUCAGCAUCAGUUUUGUGCAGCUAGCUAUGAUGCGUUUUCAUCACUUACAUGCUGUUUCGUUUGCCAAUCCCCAGUCGGGUUUCCACAUGAGCAAGACUGUAGCGUUAUCAAGCAACGCUCUCAAUACGAUCAACGGUCACAAACCCCAUCGCCAAACUUGUGCGUCUCAAAUGUAAAAUCUGAUUCGUUGAAAGGAAAUUCCUUAACCGAUCAGCGCCCUAUUGCAAUUGGAAUUACGGAAUCAGUGGAACAACAGCGCUGUCCAUCGCCGCUACUAACGUAUCAUGACCCAAAUCCAAUGCAAGCUAUUUUUGAACACACACGUGGUCCGUUGCCAAACCCAGGACACUUGCUUUCGAUGAAGACCCCAUUCCACCGGAAUGUAAAAUCAUCUCUAAGUUUUCCGUUGUUUCCUUUAAAUGGUCAGCGCCGUUGGUCAGAAGCUGCUGCAGGUGAAGUUAUAGAUGGAAACUCUACGGAUCCUGAAAGCCAGAUGAGGAGAUGGUCCAUGCCAUGGGAAGCAACAAAGUCUGACACCAACACAGUGACAUGGAACCAAACCAGAAUAAUGCCAAUGAAUACUUUAAAGACCGCUUCUUAUAAAAUGUCCAGCUCUGACCGAUACACUUCUCAUAAUUCUGAUGGAAACUGCCCUUUGCCAUCGAGCAGUCAGGAUGGUCUACUUGAAGCUAUUCAGUUACUCUCAAUAAAACCAACCACAAUGAAUCAAAUAAAUCCUCAUACUUCUAUUCCGCCCACCUCCCCGGAUGGUGGCAUAGACUAACUGUAAACUUGGAUAAACUAUUCGUUUUUUUUGUCCUUUUUACUUCCUUUUUAAAUGCUGUCAGAAAGUCACUAUACACAACUGAGCCCUAAGUCGUGCCGUUCUUUCUAUCUACAACAUCAACAUACGCACUCACAGAAGUCCAUUCCCACAAGUGUGUAAUGAUUGAAACUUGUAGUUCCAAUAGUCUGAAGUUCUAACAUGGUCAUGGCAUAACUUUACAAUGCACUAUCCCUACGAAGAUUGGUCCGGGUCCGGGUAUACAAGUACUUUUAAAGAUGAUUUACACUGCAAACGAGAGUUUUCAAUCUAUAGUAUGUUAAUCUACUAGUAAAAGAUUUUAUUUGUGCUUGUAUAAUGCCAUUCAUUAUAAGUAGGUAAAUCUUACACACUUAAUGUUAUGUAAAUUUUCGGUUUUAAAAUUUAAAUUAUGACACUAGUGAGAUUUUCUAUUUCUUAUUCCUACGAACACUUAUAGUUAAAAUACCAUAAUAUGAUCUUUCGUUCUCUUUUUUUAAUUAUGUAUACACAUACGCGCACAUAUUUUUCACACAAACAUGCAUAUUUAUGUGUGCAUAUGGGUUUUUGUUUUGUUUUGUUACAAAUAUUUAUAUUAAUUAUAAGGUUAUCCGUAGUUCACUAUUCGGUGUUCACUAGUAGGGGGGAUUUCUAUCAUACAUUUUUCCGUAUUAUGUU